GGGGCCGUGCGGAAGGGAGCCGGGGCGAGGCGGCCGCGUCGGGCUCAGGCUGGCGCGCAGGCGGCGGGAUGCGUGUGGCCCCCUCCCCCGCGCCCCCCGAGCUUGUCACUUUGGUCGCUUUCGUGACACCGGGCGCGGGGUGGGGGAGCGCGGCGGCGCCGGGCUCCGCCGGGAACCCUUAGGAGAAAUCUUGAGAGUGGACAGCAAUUGUGAAGAUCGCCAGAGAGUUCUGUGUUUCACCACCGCCGAAAGGUUAAAAAAUAAAUCAUGACUGAAUCUGCCUCUAGCACAAGUGGUCAAGAGUUUGAUGUAUUCAGUGUUAUGGACUGGAAAGAUGGAGUGGGCACGUUACCAGGAAGUGACUUAAAGUUUCGGGUAAAUGAGUUUGGAGCCUUGGAAGUUAUUACAGAUGAGAAUGAGAUGGAAAAUGUUAAAAAAGCAACUGCUACAACCACUUGGAUGGUACCAACUGCUCAAGAAGCCCCGACCUCUCCCCCGAGCUCCAGGCCCGUAUUUCCACCUGCCUACUGGACAUCUCCACCUGGAUGUCCCACAGUCUUUUCAGAGAAGACUGGGGUACCUUUCAGGUUGAAGGAUCCAGUGAAAGUAGAAGGGCUUCAGUUCUGUGAGAACUGUUGUCAGUAUGGCAACGUAGAUGAGUGUCUUUCUGGAGGAAACUAUUGCAGCCAGAAUUGUGUUCGGCACAUCAAAGAUAAAGAUCAGAAGGAAGAAAGGGACAUAGAAGAAGACAACGAGGAAGAAGAUCCUAAGUGUAGUCGGAAGAAAAAACCAAAAUUAUCUCUGAAAGUGGACCCCAAGGAGGAUGGAGAAGAGAGAGAUGAUGAAAUGGAGAACAAACAAGAUGUAAGAAUCUUGAGGGGUUCGCAGAGAGCGCGGAGGAAAAGACGAGGGGAUUCGGCUGUAUUAAAGCAGGGUUUGCCUCCUAAAGGAAAGAAAGCAUGGUGCUGGGCAUCCUACCUGGAAGAGGAGAAAGCUGUGGCAGUGCCAGCGAAGCUGUUCAAGGAGCACCAGUCCUUUCCAUAUAACAAAAACGGAUUCAAAGUUGGCAUGAAGUUAGAAGGCGUGGAUCCUGAGCAUCAGUCUGUGUACUGUGUCCUCACCGUGGCAGAGGUUUGUGGAUACCGGAUAAAGCUUCACUUUGAUGGGUAUUCCGAUUGCUAUGACUUCUGGGUGAAUGCAGACGCUCUGGAUAUCCACCCAGUUGGGUGGUGUGAGAAAACUGGCCACAAACUCCAUCCUCCAAAAGGGUAUAAAGAAGAAGAAUUCAAUUGGCAGACCUAUCUUAAGACAUGUAAAGCUCAAGCUGCUCCUAAGUCAUUAUUUGAAAAUCAGAAUAUAACAGUGAUCCCAUCGGGCUUUCGAGUUGGUAUGAAGCUUGAGGCAGUAGACAAAAAGAAUCCCUCAUUCAUCUGUGUUGCUACGGUAACAGAUAUGGUGGACAAUCGUUUCCUGGUACAUUUUGACAACUGGGAUGAGAGCUAUGACUAUUGGUGUGAAGCAUCCAGUCCACACAUUCAUCCAGUUGGUUGGUGUAAAGAACAUAGAAGAACCCUUAUUACUCCACCAGGUUAUCCAAAUGUGAAACAUUUUUCUUGGGAUAAAUACUUAGAAGAAACCAAUUCUUUACCUGCUCCUGCAAGAGCUUUCAAAGUGAAACCUCCUCAUGGAUUCCAGAAAAAAAUGAAGCUUGAGGUCGUAGACAAAAGGAACCCCAUGUUUAUUAGAGUAGCAACUGUGGCAGACACAGAUGAUCACCGAGUAAAAGUUCACUUUGAUGGCUGGAACAAUUGCUAUGAUUACUGGAUAGAUGCGGAUUCUCCUGAUAUUCACCCUGUGGGCUGGUGUUCAAAAACAGGACAUCCCCUUCAGCCUCCUUUGAGCCCCCUAGAAUUAAUGGAAGCUUCAGAACACGGUGGAUGCUCAACUCCAGGAUGUAAAGGGAUUGGCCAUUUUAAGAGAGCAAGACAUCUGGGCCCUCACAGUGCUGCCAACUGUCCCUAUUCAGAAAUCAAUUUGAAUAAAGACCGUAUUUUUCCAGACCGCUUAAGUGGUGAGAUGCCUCCGGCUAGUCCAUCAUUUCCAAGAAAUAAAAGGACAGACGCAAAUGAAAGCUCUUCAUCCCCUGAAAUCAGAGACCAGCAAGCUGAUGAUGUCAAAGAAGACUUUGAAGAGAGAACAGAAAGUGAAAUGAGAACAUCACAUGAAGCCAGAGGUGCCCGGGAAGAACCCACCGUCCAGCAGGCACAGCGUCGGUCAGCUGUCUUUCUGUCCUUUAAGUCCCCAAUUCCAUGUCUGCCCUUGCGCUGGGAGCAGCAAAGCAAACUUCUUCCAACUGUCGCUGGAAUCCCUGCCAGUAAAGUUUCCAAAUGGAGCACAGACGAGGUGUCAGAAUUUAUACAGAGCUUACCUGGGUGUGAAGAACAUGGAAAGGUAUUUAAAGAUGAACAAAUUGAUGGAGAAGCAUUUCUCCUUAUGACUCAAACAGACAUUGUUAAAAUUAUGAGCAUUAAACUGGGCCCUGCUCUCAAAAUUUUCAAUUCCAUCCUGAUGUUCAAAGCUGCAGAGAAGAAUUCUCACAAUGAACUUUGAAGAUGGUGAAUUCUGAAUACCAUCAGCAUUCUGCUUUAAAGCUCAUGUUUUAUUCAAAGCACAAGGACGGUUAUAACUCCUAAGUGAGAAGUCUCCAAAACUCAAAAGAGCAACACUAUCGGAUUAUUUAUAUUCCUCAAGAGACAAUAUAUAUGAAUUCUUACGAAAGUGCUUGAGCUUUUAACCAGGUACUGUCUAACAACAGUCAUCUUUUGGUUCUGUUCACUGAGCUAAAUUUAUCUUUGUAAAUCUUUUUGAGUCUGGGGGGGGCGGGGGGAAAGGGGGACUUCAUUAAUUAUUUAUGGUAAUGGGGGGGCAGAGUAAGAACUUUUGGCAUUUUGUAAACAUUGUUGAAUUCUCUUUCAUGUACACUGUUUCUUUUUCAAUACUUUCAGAAACCUUUUUAUAUAAUCAAAUUUCAAUUUAAACCAAAUUAGUCAAAACCUGGCUAAGUUUAGCCAGUAGGACUGUUAUCUGUAUGGUUAAUUUUGUGCCAUAUUUUGAAUUGCAACAUUAUGCUAAGUAUAACUUUGCAAGUCAUGAUAUUGCCUAACUGCUUGUCAUAAUUGUCAGGGCUGAAUAGUUGUAAGAGUGACUUUUCUUUGAAUCAGUGUUUUUCCUUUUGCACGCAUUAUGAAAUGUUAAACAAAUUACUUUUCACCAGCAUCUUUACUAUAAUUACCAAAAACAUGUAUAUAAAAGAAUGAAAUUGAAAAAUAAAAUAUAUAAACAUAAAUAAAUUAGGUAGUGUAUUUGAGUGGCAUCAGUCUCACACAUCUUGGUGCCCCCGUGUUUACAAGAGCCAGAUGGUAUCAGAGGCGUAUGCAGUUGUAUGCAGUUAUGGUUGGGGGGAUGUUUGUGAGGGUGUUGAAUUUAUCAUUUAUGAGAUGAUCUUGAGCUUCUAAUUGUCAUUGAUGAAAUUGUAGUGCUUUACAGAGACUGAGAGCUCAUUCUGUCAACAGAAACACUAAUCUGUAAAGAGCCCUGUCUCAGGUCAUGCAUUGUCCUCCAAACCCAAAGGUUUUUUUCAGGGUUGGCUGAAGAGCAAGUGUCGUGGUUUUACUGAAAAGGCAAGGUGUGAAGGAGCAACUUCAUUUGAGACAAAAUCUGAAAUUCUCACAGAUCAGGGAGGUGAUUUCCCAAAGUAAUUAGCCAAGAACCUCCAUCUUGGAAGGAUUCCUUUUUCUGUAGAAUACUUUGCCUCGAUAUAUAAGCAUACAGAUGCACUUUAAAUGAAAACCCUUGAUUAUAAAUUGAUAGCUGGUAGUGUUUCUUUUGCAAGAAUGCAUUUCUAAGGCAAAAGGUAAAUUAUUUUGUCCGUCUUUUGAUGUACUUUCUGAUUCCAGGGUUGGAUAUUUAUUCAAGGACUAUUUUAAAAAUAGAAAGUAAGUUUGUAGCAUGCUGUCUGAAUUCUGGCGGAAGUUCCACCUCUUCUUUAGUUGCUUUCGUUUUUUAUGAUGUAGGACUUCCUUUGAUGUCCCCGUUGGAAGUCCAUUAGCAGUCCUUUGCAUUUGUCAAUUCAAGGUAAAACAGGGUCAGUGACAUCUACAGUGUCCCAGUCAUUUAUUUGCAUGAAUCUGCUUAAAUAAGUUUUUUGUUGUUUUUUUCUUUUUUAUGUUUUGUUCAGAAUUUGUACAUUCAAGUUGUACUUGUUAUAUCUGAUAUGAAUGAAAUAAAAUCUUAAUU
Molecule: messenger RNA, 4296 nt
Organism: Piliocolobus tephrosceles (Ugandan red Colobus)
Lineage: Eukaryota; Metazoa; Chordata; Mammalia; Primates; Cercopithecidae
Gene: L3MBTL3
Product: L3MBTL histone methyl-lysine binding protein 3
Exons: 23
Coding region: 268-2610 (780 amino acids)
Biological process (GO): negative regulation of DNA-templated transcription
Cellular component (GO): nucleus
Molecular function (GO): histone binding; zinc ion binding; chromatin binding
Source: RefSeq, a predicted model, not a curated record